Peromyscus eremicus (cactus mouse) is the source of this 8496-nucleotide messenger RNA. Its product is annotated as WD repeat-containing protein 87-like. The transcript has 9 exons. The coding region runs from base 358 to 8496 and encodes 2712 amino acids. Gene Ontology annotation, molecular function: protein binding. Lineage: Eukaryota; Metazoa; Chordata; Mammalia; Rodentia; Cricetidae. The record is from RefSeq and is a predicted model, not a curated record.
CUCUCUGGCCCUGCCUCUAGUUGUGUGGCUGGGUUUUCCUUUCCUGGGGAAGGAAGGAGAUAUGGCUGAAAUAGGGUUAGCAAGUAAAAAUGUUGGGCAACCAAUUAAAAUUUAAUUUCAGGGAGCGGGGAAAACCCUGCAGUUCUGGGUGGGUUUUUCGUUUGUUUUUUGUUUGUUCUGUUAGUUGUGGUUGUUUUUGUUUGUUUGGGUCUUGGUUUUGUUUUGUUUUUGAGACGGAGUCUCACAUAUUCUGGGUUGGCCUAGAACUUGCGAAAUAGCAGAGGACGAAGAACUUCUUCACCUCCCGAGUACUGAGAUUACUGAGGUACACCACCGUGUCCGGUUCUAUACUCCAAGAUGACUAAGAAGAACUGGAAAGUUUCUAAGACUUUGCUCUCACCUAGACUUAUUCCUGAGUGGAAGAAUUUGAAAUCUAUCAUAAAUGACAUCUUGAAUGACAGAGAGAUUCAGGAAGACAUCCGGCGUAAUGUGAUUGUCCUGAGUGACCGGCACCAGACUCUGUACCAGGAGUCUUAUCAUUUACAGAAAAAGCUUUUUGUGUGCUUCUACUCUCUGGAUGCCAACUAUUUCGUCGCCUUAAACUGGUUGGAACAGUAUGACAAACAAAUACAAGCAGUACUGUGGAUACAGGAAAAAAAUAAAGAAAAGAAAAGGAUAGUCAAGAAGAUGAAAUUUCCCAUGAUGGCUGAAGUGCCACCCAUCAAAUCAAUGGUCCACGCGAGCUCCCAUCGCCUGUUAAUAGCUUACUGCGACGACAUGCGCCUGCGGCUCUUCGGAGACCACCGUCAGGCAUUCGUCACUCUGAGCACAGUGCCUUGUCGUUUCUCCAUCAGCUGUCUCUGCUAUGACUCAGAAACUGGGGUGCUCUUUUCUGGUACUUCGGGAGCUGUGGUUACCUGGUCGAUCUUAGCAAAUGGCGAGGGCCUCCAGAUGGCUCAAAAAGUGGCUGUGAGCGGUCGUGAGCUUGUACAGGACUUGUCCCUGAACUCAUCCCUGGGCUUCCUGAUGGCUCUGUGUGAGAGUGUGGUGAGGGUCUUUACCCAGGAGGGUCAAGGCCAGCUCAGAGAAGUGAAGACAUUCACUUCGCUAACCAGCGGCUCCUCCCUCACCUGCUCCUGUAGCUGUGUUUCACAGAACACCUUCUACGCUGGAAACAAGAAUGGAGAGAUCCACGCUUGGGGUAUAGAUAACAGUAACUUCCUCCACAGCUUCAAGGCCCAUUCCUCAUCGGUGAUGUGCGUCAACAGUCGGCCAGAGACCUACACCUUGUUCACCGCAGGGAGAGAGGGUUUGUUGAAGGAGUGGAACCUUGCUUCCGGGAACUUGCUGCGGCAGCUGAAUGUUGGCACAGGUCUGCAACAACUGCAGUUUAUGGAUAACAACACUUUCUUCUGCCAGAGUGCCUCUACUUUCUCACUGAAUCGCCUGCCCCACUUUUACAGGCUCUUCAAUAUCUGCGGCUCUGCUCCGCAGAAGAUACAGCGGGUCCUCUGUGGCCGUAACUGGACUCGCAUCCUGUGUGCCACCGAGGACGGUUUACUGCGUUUCUUGUCUCCAGUAACAGGGGACCUCCUGGUUGUUACGUGGCCUCUGCUUAUCAUGGAUAAGGCUGUGGCGUGGGUCUAUCACUCAGAGAGAGAGGAGCUCUUUGUGGCAAUAGACAGUCCAGAGGUGCUGGUGUUUGAUGUCACACGUUCCCCUUGUACAGCCAAAUAUAUCGUGUGCACUUCAGAAAACUACAGAGAUAAAGUAAAAUGCCUGGCUUACGGGAGGUCCCAUUUGGGCAAUAGUAACAAAGGACUGAUAUUCUGUGGGCAUGAGAGCGGCACUGUGAGAAUCUUGUCUCAGUACUGCUCGAUUCGGACAGAGAACACUAUCCACUCCGGGGCAGUGCUGGCCUUGUCUACCCCGGAUGGUUUUGAAGAAAAUCCUUUACUGUGCUCCUAUGGCAAGGACAAGUACAUACACCUCACAAAGGUGGUGCGUUCAGAGAAGAACAUGACCCUAGAGCCUGUCAGAGCCACUGAUGGAUCAGUCCGGAUCUGGGACUUCCGUGGGAAACUGGUAACUCAGUUUGACUCCGAACUGCAUUUUGGUUCACCUUGCUUUGCCAAUAAUCGAGAAAAAUAUAAGAAAUAUUUUGGUGCUCUGACACAGAUUUUCGCCAGUUACCAAAUCCCUUCAAAGAUGCGUAUUGAGACAGCCUGCCGCCUGCUCAAAGAUAUAACCCAUUACAACUCCGGUAUCCGUGAGCUAGCCUGGGAGAUGCUAGAGAGGCUGGGCUUCAUAAGCCACGUUUUUACCCUUCCACUGACUACGGGGUUGAUGGACAGUGAUAAGACUGUGCGGACUAGGGUCUUAUACCUUAUGUCCAGAUACACUGGCAUCCAGACCAAGUCCAUGCUGUUACACCAGCUAAGACGGCGAGAUACCCUCCAAGAAAUACAGCAAGAAAUGAUUGAUGAUAUCUCUCUAAGCCAUCUGCUGAGGAUUCAAGCUAGCGACAUGGAUUGCCUGAUCUCUCAUGUGAAGGAGAGGUUAAAUGAAGACCUGACCAUGUCGCACAGAGGCAGUUCACUCCGUUUUUCCUUUGAUUCGGUGACCCUGGAGGAACUUGAGACAGCUGCGGAACAAGCAUUUAUACCUUUGUCAGAAUCUGAAAAGAUUGAUGGACUGAAGAAAAGAAAGAAACGUGUUCAAGACAAGACCAGAAAGAUUGUUAGAAAAGCCCUGAAAGUGUCCAAGAGAAAAAAGGCAGAUUUGCAAAAGGUGCCUUCCGUGAUAUCAAUUGAACAAAGAAGGGCUAGGAAACUCCUUCAAGGUGACAUCCAGGAUGCUUCCUUAAUGCCAGAGCUCAGCUCUGAGCAAACCACGGAAAAACAGGAAGUAGGGAUGAAGGCAGGCAAAGAGGUCCUGGACCUCCUGGGAGCCACAGAUAGAGAAGCGACCAUUAAGCAAAGAGAAGCUUACCUUAAAACGCUUUUGAAACAAGCAGUGAGAAAAGAAAAAGUAGCACAGCAGGAGCUGAAAGAAGGUCUUCCAGAGAUGGCUGCUGAAACACCCAAGAAAGAAGUCCAAAAGGGACUCCUACCACCUGCUGAGCCAGAAAAAGACACAAUGAAGACAUACGAAAAGUUGAGUCAUGGUUUGGCGGGGCCCCCUGGGCGUAUGAGCCGAUCAGACAGGAAGUCUUGGCGAGAGGAUAUCUGCAACCUUCUCACUUCAAGAAUAGCGAGUUCUUAUCCAGACACAGAAAGGGACCUGGGUAAAGAACUGCAGGAUUUGGCUGAGGUGGUGCUCACCGACCAACCCAGCUUGGCUCUUUUCCAAGACAUAUGUCCUGAGAGAAGGGUCUCACGAACCAUGCCAUCAGAACCUGAAGCAGUUGUGCAGGAACCAUCUGUCCCUAGAAGAAAGGUGGCUAAAAAAGCUAUCAAGGAGGAAGUGCCAGUGCCAGUUCAAAAGGACACAAGCUUUCUGAAGAAACACAAGAUGUCUUCUCCAAAAGGCAAGAAAAGUGGAUUGGAUUUCUCAGACAGUCAUUGGCCCUUGGAGAAAAAGAAAAGUAAGGCAAUGGUCACGAAACCAGGCAAACAGAAAGGAGAAAGAGUUGAAGACAAAAAGGAGUUGAUAAAGCUUGAAGAGAAAAAGAGAUUGAUAAAGCCUGAGGAAACAAAGAAGAAAAAAAUAAAAUUAAUUCCAGAUGAGAAGGAACCAGCCUACCCAGAGGAGACACUAACACGUGAUGAAGAGACACCUGCUGCCCUUCAAAAACUGUUAACUAUGGAAGACCGGAAGUUACUUCAAGAAGAAAUAGCCCACCCAGAGGAGACACUAACACGUGAUGAAGAGACACCUGCUGCCCCUCAUAAGCUGUUAACUAUGGAAGACCAGAAGUUACUUCAAGAAGAAAUAGCCCACCCAGAGGAGACACUAACACAUGAUGAAGAGACACCUGCUGCCCCUCAAAAGCUGUUAACUAUGGAAGACCAGAAGUUACUUCAAGAAGAAAUAGGACUAACUAGAAAACCAGGCAAACAGAAAGGAAAAAGAGCUGAAGACAAAAAGGAGUUGAUGAAGCUUGAAGAGAAAAAGAGAUUGAAAAAGCCCAAGGAAACAAAGAAGGAAAAAAUAAAAUUAAUCCCAGAUGAAAAGGAACCAGCCUACCCAGAGGAGACACUAACACGUGAUGAAGAGACACCUGCUGCCCCUCAAAAGCUGUUAACUAUGGAAGACCGGAAGUUACUUCAAGAAGAAAUAGCCUACCCAGAGGAGACACUAACACGUGACAAAGAGACACCUGCUGCCCCACAAAAGCUGUUAACUAUGGAAGACCAGAAGUUACUUCAAGAAGAAAUAGGUCUAACUAGAAAAGAGAAGAAACAACUUAGAAAAGAAAAGAAGACAAAACUGACCAUGGAUGAAAAGAAACCAACCCAUCCAGAAAAGACAAUGAUUCCGGACAAAGAAAUGCAUGAAUCCCCACAAAAAGUGUUAAGUACAGAAGACGUGAAGUUAGCUCUUGAAGAAAAGGAACUGCCUAGACAGGAGAAGAAGCUACAUAAAGAAGAAAAGAAAGCAGUCUCAGAAGAAGGAACGAUGGCCCUGGAAAAGAAAAAGUGGGAUGGGCAAAAGAUUAUGGAAGCCCAUGAGGAGAGCAUGAGGGCCAGGCAACCGAGAAAGCGAAGAGAGAGGAAACACAGAAAGAGGAAGCAGGGAGAGGAAGAGGAGAAAGAGGAAGAGGCUGGGGAAGAAAAGCAACUGAUCCCAGAUGUAGAAGAACAAGUUGAGGAAAGGAAGCUACAGCCUCAGGAAGAGAAGAAACAGAGAACUGAGGAGGGUGAGGAGGAAACAUAUUCUUCUCCAGAAGAGGAGGAAACAUUUGAGGAAGAAAGUGAGGAAACAUCUGAGGAAGAAAGUGAGGAAACAUCUGAGGAAGGAAGUGAGGGAGCAUUGGAAAGGGAGAGCCUGACAGAGCAAGAGGAUAUAUUGGCUCAAAAACAGGAUUGGCCUAUAGAAGAAGAAAAAGAAGCUGAUAGACUAGUCAGGGAAGAGGAUGAACAACAGUGGGAAAAGUGGCCAGAGCAGGCGUUGGGACAAGAACAGGAAAAGGAAGAGGAAGCCAAGGAGAAAAAACAUUUAGCUCAGGAAAUAGAGAGACUGGACCUAGGAGAGAAGGAAGAGUUUGAAAAAAUGAAGGAAGUUAGGCCCACCUGGAAAGGGAGAAGAAAAGCUUACCCGGAAAAGAGAAGAACCCAGAAAGAUACAAGGAUAACUGAAGGAGAGAAGAGAGCAUUCUGGGAAAAAGAGAAGAUGGGGCCAGCAAAGGAAGAGGAGAAGGGGGAAGAGGAGGGGGAGGAAGAAGAAGAGGGAGAGGAGGAAGAGGAAGAAGAGGAGGAGGGAAGGAAGGAGGAGAAAGAAGCAGCCAAGAAAGAAGAGAAAUGGAGAGCUGAAAGAGAAAGAUUAUCCAUUCUAAGAAGUCAACUGACUCUGAAAGAGGAAGAAGAGCCUGAGCCUGUGAAAAUAACACAGCGGUCAAGGAAGGGAUUAAUGGUGGUUCCAGAAGACGAGACAAUGCAGGAGAAAUGGCUUGCAGAAAAAAAGAAACAGGCAAAGAAAAGGGAGAAAGCAACUGAAGGAAGAAAAGAGAGAACCAAGAAAAAAGAGAAACCAGUUCUACAGAGUGAGAAAGAGGAGAAUCAGUUCCAGGAGGAGGGGAAAGAGACUGAACAGAAAAAACAAUUGGUUCCAGAAGAAGAGAAAGCGAUGCUAAUAAGAAAGGGUCCUCAGGCUGGUGAACUCGAGAGCUGGUUCCAACUGGUUCCAGAAGAAGAGGAAGAGAUGCUACAAAAGGAGAGUCCUCAGGCUAGUGAACUCGAGAGCCAGUUCCAGGAAAAAGAGGAAGUGAUAUUGACCCCAGAAGACUGGGAAAAGAGACAGGAAAAACAGGCUAAAGCCAAAGAAAGAAUGGGGCUAGGAAAGGAAAAGACAGAAGUAACCUUAAAAGAAGAACAAAUUAAGAAAAAACAAGAAAGAUUGUUCCAGGGAGAGAGGAAAUUAAUCGAUAUCUUUAGGAUCAAGCGGGGGCACCUUGUUAAGGAUAAGAAAAAAGGCAGAGAGGAAAGAAAGCAGGCAGUUAAGGAGCAGGCUGUGGAAAGUGGGGUUCUUCCUAAAGAGAUGGAAGCUGGUGCCAAGAAAAAACUAGGGGCUAAAGAGAUGCAACUGUUGAGGGACCUGGCUGGAAUACUUAGAGAAGCGAGUUCAAUGCCUUUGGGGGAGACAGACAUACCAGCAGAAGAGCAUAAGCUCCCUGCUAUUACAGUUGUUGGCCGAGGAUGGGAAGUUCUUAAGAAACAGGGGGUAAAAGUUGAAGAGAGGAAGCAAGCCGGGAAAGAGAGAAAGCGAGAAGGUGACAGGCUGACUGAGAAAGCCCACUUGGAGGAGGACUGCAAGAUCUUAAGGAAGAACCAGGAGACGAUUUCCCUGGAUAGAGCCCAGGUAGAGACACUGCUGAUGAAGCUCCAGGAGGGACAGUUCUUAAAGCAAAAGCAGCUAGCAGAGCUUGGCAAGCACAUUGAAGAGAGAGAGCCAGGAAAGAUACAGCUGAAGUGGCUGCUGGACAAUGUCAGACAUCGCCUCUUUGAGGAAUGGGCUGAGGAGAAAAUGGAGAAAGGCUUAACUUAUCCAGAAAGAGCAGGGGUGUCUAAGGAGGAAAAGGAAAAGGAGAGGAUAGAAGGUGAAGAGGAAGAGGAGGCUGUGCCUAAGAAAAAGAAAAGGAGAUACCUGAAGAGAAAGGUCAGUUUGAGUGAAGAGGACUUACAGAACUUGACUGAGGAACAAAGGAAAAGGAGGCUGAUCCAAAAAAGGAAAAUGGGAAAGAGGUUGGCUGAGAAGAAAAAGAAGCUGAGUGCAGAGGAGGGCCUAGAUGAGGAAGAGGAGGGACAUCUCAUUCAAGAAGAGUUGGGGCAUGUUGGGGAGGAAGACAAGGUCAGGGAAGAUGAGAAGGGGGUUCUUAGUGUGGAAGAAGAGAGCCCAAGUGAGGAAAGCCUGAGAGAAAAAAGUUCGAGUGAGGAAAGCCUGAGAGAAAAAAGCUUGAGUGAAGCAAGCUUGAGAGAAAAAAGCUUGAGUGAGGAAAGCCUGAGAGAAAAAAGUUUGAGUGAGGAAAGCCUGAGAGAAAAAAGCUUGAGUGAGGAAAGCCUGAGAGAAAAAAGCCCAAGUGAGGAAAGCCUGAGAGAAAAAAGGCUGAGAGAAAAAAGACAGAGAGAAAAAAGCCGGAGAGAAAAAAGCCUGAGAGAAAAAAGCCCAAGUGAGGAAAGCCUGAGAGAAAAAAGCCUGAGAGAAAAAAGCCUGAGAGAAAAAAGCCUCAGAGUAAAAAGCCUCAGAGAAAAAAGCCUCAGAGUAAAAAGCCCAAGUGAGGAAAGCCUGAGAGAAAAAAGCCUCAGAGUAAAAAGCCUCAGAGUAAAAGGCCUCAGAGAAAAGAGCCUCAGAGAAAAAAGCCCAAGUGAGGAAAGCCUGAGAGAAAAAAGCAUGAGAGAAAAAAGCCCAAGAGAAAAAAGCCUGAGAGAAAAAGGCCUCAGAGUAAAAAGCCUCAGAGAAAAAAGCCUGAGAGAAAAAAGCCCAAGUGAGGAAAGCCUGAGAGUAAAAAGCCUCAGAAUAAAAAGCCUCAGAGUAAAAAGCCUGAGAGAAAAAAGCCCAAGAGAAAAAAGCAUGAGAAAAAAAAGCCCAAGUGAGGAAAGCCUGAGAGAAAAAGGCCUGAGAGAAAAAAGCCCAAGUGAGGAAAGCCUGAGAGAAAAAAGCCCAAGUGAGGAAAGCCUGAGAGAAAAAAGGCUGAGAGAAAAAAGACAGAGAGAAAAAAGCCGGAGAGAAAAAAGGCUGAGAGAAAAAAGCCUGAGAGAAAAAAGCCCAAACAGACAAACUUUGGCCCUGAUGUAUCAAAAGGAACUCAAGGCUCUUAAGAGAAAAGGCAGGUAUCCCAUAUUGGCCAAAUUGGAGAAGACAAAGCCUGUCUCAGAAAAAAGAGAAGCGCUGCCUUCAUGGGAGACGUUUGUGGCGCUCUACCAUGUUUUACAGAUGCUACAGCAGCGGUAUGCCAAAGACAUGACUACUUGGAUGGAAAAGUUUUACCAGCUCAUGGACCUGUACCAGAUUAAGUCCCCCCGAAUCCAGAGGCUGCUGCAGGACCUGCUACUGAGAAAACCGCCCCAGUCCCAAGAGUUCGUCUCCAAAGAGACUCUCAAGGCCGUGGAGCUAGUGCCCGGGGAGCGGCUGUUCUACCGUCUGUUUUGCCGUGGUGCCCCUGCAGGUUCCCUUAAAUUCUGGGAAGUGAUACCCCUCUCUGGGAAGAACAAUGUGGAUACCGUCCAAUCUGUGGGUAUUGCCCAGUAUGGGUUCCUAGAACUCGCCUGGAAAAGCUUACCUCAAGUCAAUCCUUACUUGGUCAAAAAACUGCCCCCUGUUUCCCAUCAUACUCACUGA